Messenger RNA from Eublepharis macularius, 2366 nucleotides. RefSeq names its product zinc finger protein 319 (gene ZNF319). Bases 490 to 2238 code for a protein of 582 amino acids. The transcript has 3 exons. NCBI's taxonomy places the organism in Eukaryota, Metazoa, Chordata, Lepidosauria, Squamata, Eublepharidae. The record is from RefSeq and is a predicted model, not a curated record.
CCCACCUCUCUCCUCCCCGGCCGGCUCCUCGUCCGCCCGCUUGCCGCGCUGCCCUCUCCCCGCCGCCGCAGGAGCCACUCACGCGAGGCCGAGGAUCGCGCGGGGGGACUAGGCCGCGCCUCUCUUCCGGGCCUCUCGGGUGGGUCGGACGGAGGGAUAGAUCUUCAGCUGGUUCUUCCUUUACCAACAUUGGGGUGAUGCCUCCCUCGUGACACUUCUUGAGAAAAUCUUAUUUUGGCUGUUAUCCAUGUUCUGAAUCCUCCCUUGAAGUGUCUUCCAGAAGGAUGCACAUCGUCUUCUACUGGAACUCCUGCCUGCUAGUGUCUGUCUGGCUUUGAUGCAAAAUACGUUUUGGAAUUGCUGUGCCGGCGAGCUUCUUCCCUCCAUCUUUGUGAACCACAGCUGGGAAUUCAGAUCUCCUUAAUAAUUUCCAUCUCCGCUGAGAAGCUGAAGCCCUUGUUGCGGAAACCCCGUUUUCUUUUCCACAGCAUGUCGGAAAGCUGGCAGCAGCAGCCGCCCCCUCCGCAGCAGCCGCCGCACCAUGCUGGGACAGCUGCUCUCCCGGAGCCUCCCAUCCCAUCGAGUGCUGUGGGCGAGAAUCCCUUGGGCUGUGCUGUCUAUGGCAUCUUGCUUCAGCCAGAACCCAGUGGCCUUCAGCAUCACCCACCCAUCCCUACUGGUGGUGGGGAGCCCUCUGCCAAAUGUGGGGUGUGCGGCCAUGACUUGGCCCACCUCUCUAACCCCCAGGAACACCAGUGUCUGCAAGGGGGCCAUGACCGGUCCUUCCAGUGUACCCAGUGUCUGAAGAUCUUCCAACAGGCCACGGACCUCCUGGAGCACCAGUGCCUGCAAGUGGAACAGAAGCCGUUUGUCUGUGGGGUCUGCAAGAUGGGCUUUUCUCUCCUCACCUCACUGGCCCAGCACCACAACGUUCACAAUGGCAGCGCCGCAGUGAAGUGCUCCAUCUGUGAAAAGACCUACAAGGCAGCAGCAGCGGUGGCAGCUGCAGCGCCCGAGGAGCCUGCCCCUCCCCAGCAGCCCGCAGCACUCAACCGGGCCCCCGUGGAGAAGCCCUACAGCUGCUCCAUCUGCCAGAAGCCCUUCAAGCACCUCUCGGAGCUGUCACGCCAUGAGCGGGUGCACACAGGGGAGAAACCCUACAAGUGCAGCCUGUGCGACAAGAGCUUCAGCCAGUCCUCCCACUUGGUGCACCACAAGCGCACGCACAGUGCUGAGCGGCCGUACAAGUGCACAGUGUGUGAGAAGGCAUUCAAACACCGCUCGCACUUGGUCCGCCAUAUGUACGCCCACUCAGGCGAGGCGCACCUCUUCCGCUGCAAUGUCUGCGAGCUGCACUUCAAGGAGUCAUCGGAGCUGCUGCAGCACCCCUGCACCCCCAGCGGUGAGCGGCCUUUCCGCUGCGGUGCCUGUCACAAGGGGUUCCGCCGGCCCUCAGACCUCCGGCAGCACGAGCGCACGCACAGCACCGAGCGCCCCUUCCAGUGUGACCUCUGCCAGAUGAGCUUCAAGCAGCAAUAUGCCCUGAUGCGUCACCGCCGCACACACAAGACAGUGGGCACCGCGCCCUCGGUGGAGCAAGAGCCACAGGCUCCCCCAUUCAAAUGUUCCUUGUGCGAGAAGGGCUUCGUGCAGCCGGCUCACCUGCUCUACCACCAGCACGUCCACGGCAUUGAGAACCUGUUCAAGUGCAAUGCUUGCCAGAAGGGCUUUAGCCAGUCGUCAGAGCUGCUACGCCAUCGCUGCGUCCAGAGCGCUGAGCGGCCGUUCAAGUGCGCUGUGUGCAGCAAGGCCUAUAAGCGGGCUUCUGCCCUCCAGAAACACCAGUUGGCCUCACACUGUGCGGAAAAACCCCUCCGGUGCACCUUGUGCGAGCGGCGCUUCUUCUCCUCGUCAGAAUUUGUGCAGCACCGUUGCGACCCUGCCCGUGAGCGGCCCCUCAAGUGCCCAGACUGCCAGAAACGCUUUAAAUAUGCCUCUGACCUGCAGCGCCACCGGCGGGUUCAUACUGGGGAAAAGCCCUACAAGUGCCCCGCUUGCGAGAAGGCCUUCAAGCAGCGGGAGCACCUGAACAAGCACCACGGGGUCCACACCCGGGAGCAGCACUACAAGUGCAUGUGGUGCGGGGAGCGCUUUCUGGACCUGGGCCUGCUGCAGGAGCACAGCGCACAGCACACCGCGGCUGAAAGCACCUACCCAGCCACGCCCUGCCUGCCUUAACCAGCCGCUGCCCUCGGUGGUCGAAGGGUGUGCCAAAUUUCCACCCCUCCCUCUUUUAAUGCCGGGCUAAAGUUAGGACCCUCUGCAGAUUUUGCCAGAGAAGACUUCACAUCCCUAGGAAACGUGGC